AUGAUUAAGGUGGUACCGGACAACGAGUUGAAUAAUCGAGCUCACUAUCUACCUCAUCGUUACGUCAUAAAGUCUGGGAGUAUUACUCCACUGAGGCCGGUGUUUGAUGCUUCUGCGAGCGAGAAGGGUUUUCCUUCUCUAAAUCAGUGUCUUGAAAAAGGGCCAAAUCUUAUAGAGUUAAUUCCUGAAAUUUUAUUAAAAUUUCGAGAAGACAAUAUAGCGGUAAUUGCAGAUAUUCGCAAGGCCUUUCUUCAAAUUGAAAUUAAUCCGAAAGAUCGUGACUAUUUAAGAUUUUUAUGGUUCGUGAAAGGAAAAAUUAAAGCCUUACGUCACCGACGCGUUUCCUUCGGUCUCACUAGUAGUCCAUUUUUAUUAGGUGCAGUUUUAGAAUAUCGCAUUUCUCGGAUAAAAGAGGUACCUAAAUAUAUUACUGAAAAGUUAUCGAAAUCCUUUUAUGUGAAUAAUUGCGUCACCAGUGUUAAAUCACCAGUAGAGUUGGAGACCUUUGUUGAACUGGCAACAUCGAUAAUGAAAAAAGGCGGUUUCGAAUUACAAGGGUGGGAGUAUACCCAUGAUAACUCAGAGAAAGAAGAAACUCGGGUCCUCGGGAUUUUGUUUAAUAAAGCCCGCGAUACGAUAUCAAUUAAAACUGUGUUGGUUAAAGAGAUUAGUGACGAGAUAACAAAACGUAAGAUUCUUUCGACUGCACAUAAGAUAUUUGAUCCAAUCGGGUUCACAGCACCGGUUGUGAUAAUUCCGAGAUUAAUAUUGAAAAGAUUGUGUAAAUCGGGACACGAUUGGGAUUCACCAACAGAUGAGAAAUCACAUAAGGAAUUAUUUACGUGGUAUAAUCAGCUACAUUACUUGAAUAGAAUAGAAUUACCGAGAAGUUUCGGUGAAGGCGUUUUUUCUCUACACACCUUUUGUGAUGCGAGCCAAUCAGCAUACGCUGCGGUAACAUUUUUACGUGUAGAGAACGAGAACGAAGUAAAAUUGCAUUUUUUGGCGGCGAAAGCGCGAAUCGCACCUGAUAAUUCGACUAUACCGCGUCUUGAACUUUUAGCCGCUUGCAUAGGUAACCGACGAACUGAAGAUGUUCUACAGGCCAUUAGUUGUAAAGAUAUACCCGUUUUUUGUUGGUCCGAUUCGACUACUGUAUUAACAUGGAUAAAUCGUGAUAGUCAAUGGGGCUCGUGGACUUGGCAAUAUGUACCUGGUCCUCAAAAUCCAGUCGAUCUACCAUCGCGCGGCUGCCAAGCAAAACAAUUGUACGAUUCGCGCUGGUGGGAGGGACCGGAUUGGUUGUACGGGAGUCGGAACACCUGGCCGUGUGCGAAAGGUGUCGUUGACGAAAGUGAGAUAAAUAGCGAGCUCAAGAAGUCAGCUAAGCUCACGAUGCUUAAUGUGAAAUGUGUAGAUGUGAACUUGAAGGAUAUAAGAACUAAAUAUUUGACUUACAAAAAGAUUCAUGAAACAAAAAUAAAAUUAUUAAAAUGUUUGCAACACGAUAUGUUUUUACUGAAAAACGAUCCGAAGUUGUCAGCGAUUAAAGUGUUCAAGCAUACGGAUGGGUUAUUACGAUUAAAAACGAAAAUAAUACAGCGAAAUGAUAAUUUCUCCUUUUUGUGUCCAAUAUUAUUAGAUAGUAGACAUAAAGUUGUGGAACUGCUAGUUCGCGAAACACAUGAAAGUAUGAAUCAUGCUGGUGUACAGACUGUGAUGUGUCAAUUGAGAGAAAAAUAUUGGAUAUUACGUAUGAGAAAAACUGUGCGAGAAAUAAUCUCAAAAUGCGUUAUUUGCAAAAGACAGGGUGCUAAGCCAAUGAGAAAGGCCUGGAUCUGUUUAUUUACUUGCGCGGUCUAUCGAGCCGUACAUUUAGAACUCGUAACCGCUAUGUCGACGGCGGCAUUUCUAGAUGCGUUAGAUAAGUUUAUUACUCGCCGCGGUCGACUAUCGGUCAUUUAUAGUGACUGUUUGGGAUUUCUAAUGCCUAAUCGGAACUCGCGACAGUUGUCGCUCCAUGCAGACUCGCCAUAA
Polistes dominula (European paper wasp) is the source of this 2037-nucleotide messenger RNA. RefSeq lists its product as uncharacterized. Gene Ontology annotation, molecular function: nucleic acid binding. Lineage: Eukaryota; Metazoa; Arthropoda; Insecta; Hymenoptera; Vespidae. The record is from RefSeq and is a predicted model, not a curated record.